Messenger RNA from Porites evermanni, 5266 nucleotides. The record is from the annotation of a GenBank genome assembly. NCBI's taxonomy places the organism in Eukaryota, Metazoa, Cnidaria, Anthozoa, Scleractinia, Poritidae.
GUUCAUUUAGGUGACCCUGAAGUAGGAAAAUCCAGCAUAUUUUUACGGUACACAAAGAAUCAGUUUGACUACAGUUAUCAGCCCAGUGUGUCUGUAAGCAUUGGAAAUGUGGUGAAACAUGUCAAUAUUCCAUAUGAAACUAUAGUAUCUGUGGCAUUAUGGGAUCUACCUGGCCGGGAGGAAAUGGACUUGAGAAGGAGUUACUACAAAGAUGUGGAUGCUGCCAUAGGUGAGAAUUAUAGUUCAAAGAGGGCAGUUGGCAAUUUUGGCUUGGGUUCAAAUCCUGGUGUUGAAGCCAUAUGUGGGUUGAGUUUGCUAUUGGUUCUCUCUCUUACUCCGAGAGGUCGUUCUCUGGUUACUCCAGUUUUCCCCUCUCCUCUAAAACCAACAUUUCCAAUUUCCAAGUUUGGCCAGGAAUGGUACAUGAAGAACCACUUUGUGGAUGUGCUACCUCUAAAUCAUCAUCAUUGUCAAGUUGAUGUUGUUCAAAAUCUCUAAGUUGUAACUGUUCAUCAGAUGCCUAAAAUGUGUGCAAUUCCAAAUGUUGGUUUUAGCUCCAUUAGGGAUGAGCUACUGUAAGGAAAAACUAAGCAGGCUUAAUACUAUUUGUUAUUUGUCUUAUUAGUGAUAAGCUGGCUUUUUAUUUAAUGCACCUUCAGAAUUAGCCCACAUGUUUCAAUUGUUUUCCAGUGCAAACUGAGGCAUUUAACAUUGGUAAGCUCUUUUUCCUGCUGGCGAAAUUCACUUGCAGCCAUCUGUAAUAGCUACCUGUACCUUCCUGGAAGUUAUGUUGUGAUUCAAUUUUUUUUCCUCAAUCCUAGUUUGAAUCUAUCAUGGCUGGUUACAUUUUGCAUAUAUCCAAAACCAAAAAGCAAAAUUAUGUAGCCUUAAUCUGAGAAACAGCCAACAGACAGACCAAUGAAUAGUAUUUUUUACAGCAAUUAUUUAUUGUAUGUAGGCGAUUUUAUUAGCUUUUUUUUAUGGAUCACAUAAAACAUAGCUUUACAUGUAUUAUCAUGAUAUUUAUUUGUUUUCAUUUGUAAAGUUUUAUCUGGCCACAAUAUUAAUAUUCAACUCCUAGCUGUAAUUUCAAAGAUAUACUCCACUGUAUCUAUCCAUCUACAUUGUACAUGUACCUAGAGCGAAGAAAGUAGCACUUGAAUGAUAACCGGAGGCUACAUGUAGUAGAUUUUCAAUCAUGCUUGCUACAUGUAAUGGACUCUGUUCUUUACUUACCUGACACACAUUUUUAUUGACAUUAUUUUCCUCAGUUGUGGUUGAUAUGGAUGAUAUUGACUCUGUAACCAUGGCAGGUACUUGGAAGCAGGAUAUUGUUAACAAUGCUGUGUUCACAGACAGUUCUGGGAAUCCAAAGGAGAUCACGGUUGAAUCUAAUAAAUUCAUACCAAUUUUGCUAUUGGGAAACAAGGUUGACAAGGUAAGCUUAAUGAUAAAAACAGAUAUUUUACAAACAUUUGUAAUGGUGGUGCAGGGCAAGUUUGUGCCCCCCAUCAUACAAAGGUCUCUAAAAUUUUGCGACUUGCCAGAGCUAUUAUUAUCUUCCAUUAAUUUCUCUUAAACUUGGCACGUUUAUUUAUUUUAAGGCCAUUUUUAAUUUUUAAUUAUUAUAUUAUUGGAGUGUCCAUUGAAUUUCACUUUCUAAUCCUUGCCAAAAGUUAAAACAUUCAUUGUGCCUUUUCAAAGUUUAAUGUAAAUUAUUAAGUGCUUAGUUUUUGUGCUUACCUUACUAUGCUGAUUUUGAUAUUAUAAAAUUGCACAACAUAACAUACACCUUUAAAAUUUUGUGUUUCAUAUUUAAAUAAUAUAUUGAGUUUAAUUCUCAGUUCUCUUACAAAAAUGUAGUUUGAAAACUGGGUGUCUAAUAUAAAGAAAGAAUUAAUUUCGUUCAAUACUCAAAAAGGAAUAUUGUUUUUGUUUUUGUAUUUAUUGUAUUUAUUAUUGUUUUUACCAGCUGAAAUAUCAAAAGACAGAGGAUGAAACAAAUGAAUUGGAAGAUAUGACAAACUUAGAGACAGUGAGGGUGUUAGAGGGUGUUGCAUUACAACAUGGAUUUGUAGGAAGGUUAGUUAAGACAGUAAUAAUAAAUUAUUAGUAAAAUCCAACUAGUGGUCCAUUAACAAUGCUGUUUUCUGAUUGGCUGGGCUACUACUAGGCUAUAUGUUGUAGCCCUCUAGUGAAAAGGUAAUUUACCACUAAAGAAAACCUUGAAAGACAUCUGAAACCUUUGAUCGCAGUAUCUGGGCAGCCAUUUUGAUUUCAGAGACAAGAAGUGUGGUCAGCAGUGUAAUGGCAUCAUGUAAUUAUCUUAAACUUAGUGUCCUUUUUGAUAAUCGGACAAAUUUAACUAUUUUGUUUUAAAAUAGAUGUUUUAUUAUUCCUUUACAUUCAAAUUGCCUGUUAAACAACAUUAAAGUGGUUUUUCUCCUUUGAAACCUGGUAAAACAAUGUAAAUUAGCCCUGAAAAAAUGAUUCGCAUAAUUUCUUGCAUAAUAGUCCUAUCUUAUCGCACAAUCUACCCUGGAAAUAUCUCAUAAUUUCUGAUUUUUAUCAUACCCUAUCAAAUGGCCUAUAAAGUUGUUUUGUCUCGAUAUUUUUGAACAACUAGUUGGAUUUUACUAAAACAAUAUUAUUCCUCUCGCCCUCUAGCCUGUGUAGCAACCGUUUCUGUGCAGUUUAGGAGCAAAGAACGAGGAACAAGAGUCAACAUGUACACACGAUCAAUACUGAAAAUCCCCUUCCAUGGUCUUUCUUUGCAUCGAAACCAAACAGAAACGCUUGCUAUGCAGGCUACUCACCCUCAUAGCCUCUGAGUCAAUAGCCCCUUCGGCCUCAUGGGCUAUUGACUCAGAGCCCAAUAUUUGGGCUUGAGGAAUAACUUUUAAAUAAUAUCAUUUUUGGCACAGGUCAUUUCAUUUUCUUCAGUGUACAUGUAUGUGUUUUUAAUAAUGUUAUUAAUGUCAGGGGCUGCACACCCUGUACAGGUCAUGGAAAACCUGGAAAUUUACGAAUUUCAUUCCAGGCCUGGAAGGUCAUGGAAUUUAAUUGUCAGUCCUUGAAUAUUUUCAUGGAAAAUUAAAGUUGUGUUAGAUAAAUUCCUGCAGACUGUUGCAGCAAGGACAAUUUUAGAUAGAUGCAAUAGUAAUUAAACAGCACAAAUGUGCGCUUGUUUUUGUGGACACCAGAGUUUGCGUAUGUUUAGCCUUUAGGCUUACUUGUGUGAGUUCCGGGAAAAUUUAGGCCCGCACAAAAGUCACUUUUCCUGAUAUGCUCAUGGUUGCACUGCCAAAAUUUUCCCAACCUCGCACAAGUGAGCCGCUGGCAUGCUAGUGUCUGGUUGAACUGGCUUAGGUUAAAACAAUGAAAGUUUUGAAAAUUAAUUUUUCAUUAGUCACAGCUACAUGUAAACUUAAGGUCUUGAAAAAUUUUGAAAGGUCACGGAAAAAGUCAUGGAAAGUCAUAGAAAAUGAAGAGUCUCAAAAGAGAACAAACACUGACUUCAUGUAUAUGUGACAAAAAGCACCUUCUCUGAUUGUGUUUUAGUGUAACAGUAUCAGCCAAAGAGAGUGAUAAUAGCGUACAUGCUGCAAUCCAGUCCCUCGUACGGCACUUACUUCAGCAGAAGAUGAAAAAGGCCAGGCAGUCUUCGAAAGGAGGCAUGUUCUCUAAAAACGAAGAGAUUGAAGAGAAGAACUAUGUUACGAUAAGCCCUCUGGAAAUUUCAGAGCAAAAGGAAUUCAUACCUCUUAUUGUCACAAAAGUUCCUGAGGUACUGUACCAGUCAUAAAAAUAUGUACAUGUAUUGUUGCGGUAUGGUUACAUCUACUCUAACCUUAAAUUUUUGGUUUCUUAAUACUUAGAAUUACCAAAAGGAAGGUAUUUUUCCUCUUUCUGUCCAAAUCUCUCCUCCUUUUUACCGUUAAUUUGCAUAAUUAAUUAUUUUUACUUUAUCGCUCUCCACGCGACGCUCUGAGGAAAGAAGACAACCGUUCGCGGUCUGGUACAAUCAAACCUCUUUAAUAUGGACACCAAAGGGACAGAACCAAGUAUCCGCUUUACAGAGGUGUCCAUAUUAUAGAGGUAGGGAAUGUAUGAUUUUUGGCAUUUCUGGGACCAAACGAACUGUCCGUAAUGGACAGGUGUCCGUAUUACAGAGGUGUAGUAAGGAGAGGUUAGACUGUAUUUAUGAAGACUGUAAUACAAUAUAAAUGGACUAUUAUACUGUAGCUUAUGGAUUUCUGUUCCAGGAAAUGCUCUAGUUAUAAACUGUUUUCUGAUCAUCACAUUCACUCUCAUUUGUAUGCAUGUGCAUGUAAAAUGAACUGAAUGGAGCGAAAAGGAAUACAUUUUUUUUAUCAACAACUAAAUCCAUUUCUCAUUCUGAAGAUUCCAGAUAGCUUAUGUUCCACUGUAGAUGGACUUACACUGUUAUUUGACUUGUUACGUCUCAUUUGAAACUCCCUGAUGAGUAAUCGUACUAUCAUAAGAAAAUUCUAGAAAACCUUUUGUCGCUAUACCGAAAUUAAUUUUCUGAAGACCUUUUGGCAAUGGCAAAAUAAUGGCAAAAUCUUGGUAAAAGAUUUUAGGUAAGACAAGUUACAGUCAAACCCCGCUUUACAGACACCUCAUUAUUACGGACAGUUUGCUUUUUCCCUGGGGGAAAAAAGCCCUUACAUUUUCUCUCAAUUCAACCCGCUUGUUACGGAGACCCGGCGUUAGUACGGAUACUUUCUUCCAGUUUCUGUAUUAACGGAAUUUGAAUGUACUAGAAAUAUUUCAAAUAUCUAAGACCAAGAGCCAUAAUGGGACAGGUCCCAUUUGAUUAUAAGACAAAUGGUAAGGUUAUCGAAAAAUUUUUAACCUUUCUCGAACUUUAAACUUUGCUCCUUUGAACAGUGUUACUUUACAGUCGUUCGGUGCCCCCUGGUUUGUUGAAGCAACUCGAUCUGUUUCAAAAGUCUUGUGAUUUUGUUUUGCCUUCCAGUUUGAUGUUUUCUUUUCGGAAUGUAAUGCUCUCAUAAAAACAGUCCAGGAAACAAGUACCGAAUUACUUGAUGCUAUGAAUAAUUUCAAGAGGGCAUGCAGUAUAGCUGGUGUAACGGGCAGCGCAAAGGCUUCACUCGAGGAAUGCAUUGAUGGAUUAAAGCAGCUCAUAAGAACAGAUGAUGAUGAAGAUGGACUUGAGGUUUGUAACUUACCCGAAAGUAAAGACAUUAAAGGGGCCGUGUCACGGCUAGUUAAAUAUUGA